AUGUUUGGGUCACAAGGGCUGGGUCUGCUGUUGGCACUGUUGCCCAUGGUCCACACCACCUUGCCAGACGCCAUGGUCCGACUCAACAAGGCAGCUCUGAGUUAUGUGUCUGACAUCGGGAAGGCCCCACUCGAGCGAGCCCUGCAGGUCCCUGUGCCCAAUUUCCUGGACAGGAGCGGUAAGGAGCUUCAGCCUAUCAGCAUCCAGAUCCCAGAAAUUCAUGUGUCCGGCCUCCACCUGAAAUUCAUGGCUGGUUUUGGGGUUCAUGUGUCAGCAAUGGCCAAUUUUAACAUCCAGAUCUUGCGUGUCCCAGAGCCCCUGGAGAUGCUGCUACCUGUGGUACUGCUGGCUGAUGUGCGCGUGGCGCAGGCCUCCAUCGGGACCCCUGAGGUCGGAGUCUCCUCCUGCUUCUCACUCUUCAGCCCGGCCAGUGUGCUGGCUGGCAGAAACAGCUCCUCCCCUGCACUGUUGGUCCUGGUGCAGAAGCACAUUCAAGCUGCCCUGCGUAACAAGCUCUGCCUGUGCAUCUCCAGCCUGGUGCAGGAGCUCAAUGUCCACCUGGGCACAUUGAUUGGUCUCAACCCUGUGGGUCCUGAGUCUCAGAUCCGCUACUCCAUGGCAAAUGUGCCCAUCAUCACCAGUGACUCCAUUUCCUUGGAGGUCAAGGCUGUUCUCUUCCUGCUGGGCAAGCCCAUGGCCCCGCCCCUGGAUGCUGCCUCCUUCCUGUUGCCAUGGCCUAUGGAUACCACGGGUGCUAUGGCAACGGUGACCCUAUCCCAGAAGCUGUUUGACUACGCCCUUCUGCUGAUGCAGAAGGCUGGCACCCUCAACCUGGACAUCACUGGGCAGCUGAGCUCUGAGGACAAUCUGCUGAGCACUUCCACGCUGGGCCAGCUCAUCCCAGAGGUGGCGCACCUCUUCCCCCAGCCCAAGCCCCUGGUGCUCAAAGUCCAGCUGGGUGCCAAGCCCAUGCUCACGCUCCAUACCAACAAUGCCACUCUGAGACUGCAGCCCUUGGUGGAUGUCUUGGCAACAUCCUCUAACUCGGCCUUCCAGUCCCUCUUCUCCCUGGACGUGGUUGUGAACCUGAAAAUUCAGUUUUCUGUGUCCGAGAUGAAGCUCCGGGGGACCGCAUCUAUGCUGGGGGAUGUCCAGAUCUCAGUGGCCGCCUCCAACGUGGGCUCCAUUGAGAUGGAUCAGAUACACACACUCAUGUGUACCGUGUUCGAGAAACCUCUGCUGUACCACCUCAAUGCUAUCUUAGGCAUAGGUGUUGGCCUCCCCAGCAUGGUUGAUCUCCACUACGCCAGCCCUGAGGUCUCUGUCCAUGAGGGCUAUGUGGUGAUAUCAAGCGGACUCUCCUACCAGCACUGA
This is a messenger RNA of Dipodomys ordii (Ord's kangaroo rat), 1374 nucleotides long. It is a transcript of the gene Bpifb2, whose product is annotated as BPI fold containing family B, member 2. The transcript is spliced from 15 exons. Gene Ontology annotation, molecular function: lipid binding. The record is from RefSeq and is a predicted model, not a curated record. NCBI's taxonomy places the organism in Eukaryota, Metazoa, Chordata, Mammalia, Rodentia, Heteromyidae. The coding region runs from base 1 to 1374 and encodes 457 amino acids.